AUGGUAUUCGUUGAUGAAGUAUUUCCUGCCGAUAAUUCAUCCCUUUGUUUUGAGCCCGAUGGAGAUAAGCUUCCAGAUCAUGUAGCUGAAUGUAAAUCAUGGAAACGUCCUAGUCAGUGGUGCAAGAACUGUUCAUUAUUCGUAGACUCAGUAAAUCCUAGCGAUAUUGAACAAGGUCAACUCGGAGAUUGUUGGCUGUUGAGCGCAAUGGCUGUUGUUGCACAAUAUCCAGAGGUACUUCAAAAAUUGUUUGUUGAGACCAACGAAACUGAGGGAAAAUAUGUUGUCAGAUUAUACUAUGAGAGUCAGUGGCAAAACGUCACAAUUGAUGACAGAAUCCCUUGUGGCAGAGAUGGACUUCCCUGCUAUGGACACAGUACCUCUAAGAACGAAUUCUGGAUCAGUAUUUUAGAAAAAGCGUGUGCCAAGCUCCUUGGGUCCUAUGAAGCCCUUGAUGGUGGUUAUCUUGAGGAAGGAGUCGUGUUGCUUACCGGUGGAAGACCUGAAAGACUUUACAUUAAUAAUUGGUCUCAAAACCCAGGUAAACAACCAUGGAGAAAGGAUAGACUAUGGGAAAAGCUAGUACUUUAUAAAUCAGAAAACGUAAUGAUGGGUACCAGCAUUAGUAGCAACAGAGGUGAACAAGCGAAUGAGGCCAAGGGUCUUGUUGCCGGUCAUGCCUACUCUAUUCUUGACGUUAGAGAAACAAGUGACAAGAAAUACAAGCUCGUUAAGCUCAAGAAUCCUUGGGCCAACGAUUUCGGAGCUUGGAGCGACACAAGUCGUAACUGGACCUUCCAAUACAAGAAAGAAAUGGGAGAGGAGGUUAGAGCAGACGGCAUCUUUUGGAUGGAAUUCAAAGACUUUUGCACCCAUUUUGACAAGAUUACCUGUUGCAGAUUGUUCAACGACUCAAUUUUGAGCAUGUCAAGCGAUCCGAAAUACAAAAUUCCCAAUAACAAGCUUUCGUUCCCAAGUGCCUCAUGGAACAGAAAGAAGCUUAAAGGUCAAUGGGAUAAUGACACUGCAGGUGGAAUGACCAACAAUAUGGCCUUUGCCAAGAAUCCUCAUUUCCGUUUGACAGCUCAAAAGAGUGGAAGGUAUUUCCUCAUUAUUUACAGAGCUUACCUUUCACUUGAUGCCGAUGCACAAUAUUACAGAAGUGGAAUUGGUUUUGCCGUUUACAAGGGCACAGACAACAAUUAUAAAGUCUUGCCUACCGAUAACUCUCCCAAUGCGCUCAUGCAAUUCCCAGUGUAUGGAAGAUAUAAUGCCAUUGAGCUUGAUUUGGAUCAAGGUGAUUAUGUAAUUACUCCAUGCACAUUGUACAGCAACAGAAAGGGAGAAUUUAUUUUCGAAGUGUAUAGCGCUUGUGACUUUGACAUUCAACCAAUGGAAGAAAAUUUAAGGGUUGUUCCACCAUCGGCAAGAGGAAAGGCAACUCAAGACUUUGGUGCUUCCAGACAACAACCCUCACAAAGUAACUUUGAUACCAUCAAGAUUGGUAACAACAGUGUUAAGGAAGCUAAAGCAAUGCCAACAAAAGCAUCCAAUAUGAUGACUACCUAUCAAUUUGAAUUUGCCAAACGCAAGCUUUAG
This is a messenger RNA of Naegleria lovaniensis, 1599 nucleotides long. RefSeq lists its product as uncharacterized. The record is from RefSeq and is a predicted model, not a curated record. Gene Ontology annotation, biological process: proteolysis. NCBI's taxonomy places the organism in Eukaryota, Heterolobosea, Eutetramitea, Acrasida, Naegleriidae. Bases 1 to 1599 code for a protein of 532 amino acids. Gene Ontology annotation, molecular function: calcium-dependent cysteine-type endopeptidase activity. The transcript has 5 exons. Gene Ontology annotation, cellular component: cytoplasm.